AAGCCCUGUAUAUAUGACCCUAUUAUAAAGUAUGAAAAGUUCAUUCAUGCUUUACCAUCAUGUAGGUUUUAUACUUGUAUUGUGUACUAGAUCAAAUGGGUUGGAAAAAAGUUUUUUUUCUCAGACAUAAAUAAACAAUUCCAGGUGAAAGCCACAGGUCAUAGCUUUCUAGGAGGGAGGGGGCACUGUUACAUUCAUACAAUAUUGCCCUCGUGCUUUAUGACUAAAAACCAUAGCUCAACGUCUAUCAUCUCAACUGGUCCCCGGGGGUCUCUCUCCCAGACUGCAGGACAUGGAGAUUCAGUACCGGAGGGAGAAGGAAGAAGCUGACCUGUUACUGGAACAACAGAGACUGUACACAGACUCAGACAGUGGAGACGACUCUGAUAAGAGAUCCUGUGAAGAGAGCUGGAGACUGAUUUCUUCACUCAGAGAGAAACUACCUGCUAACAAGGUCCAGUCGAUAGUAAAGCGUUGUGGCCUGCCCAGUAGUGGUAAACGUCGGGAGCCACUCAGGGUCUAUCAGAUCCCUCAGCGUCGACGAAUCAGCAAAGACCCCAAACGAGUUACCAUCAGAGACCUGAGGAUGCAGGCGGUCAAAGAGAUCUGCUACGAGGUACGGUUACCACCCCAAAUACACCCCACUGGCUCUGUCUAAAAGGUGUUGAGUUACUGAGUGGUCUAGUCUAAAAGGUGUUGAGUUACUGAGUGGUCUAGUCUAAAAGGUGUUGAGUUACUGAG
This is a messenger RNA of Salvelinus sp. IW2-2015, 741 nucleotides long. RefSeq names its product kinesin-like protein KIF1C. Lineage: Eukaryota; Metazoa; Chordata; Actinopteri; Salmoniformes; Salmonidae. The record is from RefSeq and is a predicted model, not a curated record.